AUGCUUGUCGGCGCCGGAGUACUAAGUGCUUACGACGAAGAAACCCCAGGAGCUGAGUCACAGAUGGGCGGCGUGCUACAGUGCACUUCAUACAUUGCGGGUAUAUCUGGAGGGCUGUGGAUAGUCAUGAAUAAUCUUCUCAAUGACGGACAGCUGAUGAGCCAUGCCAUGGACGAAUUAUUUAUGGAUCUUCAAAGUCCCAUCCUCGAGGGGAUACCCAAUAUGGAAUUGAAUGGCUUACGACACGGCUUGGAUAACGAGCCGGCUGAGACUAUCUCGGCCGAGACCAAUAAGGUAGGGCUACUUGGUUCAAUGGUAGAAAUGAUGUUGCCUAAUUUCGUCAAGAGCAUGUUUUCUGUUGGAGAUGGAGGGAACGCUUUCAAUGUUAAGAGUGUUCUUAACUUCUACAAGGACAUAUCAUUGGAAGCGCAUUCAAAGAAAGAAAGUGGCUAUCGGAUUUCAUUAAUUGAUUACUGGGCACGGACUCUUGCGAGAAGGGUUAUCCCCAAAAGGUUUAGAUCUCCAGGAUUUACGAUAUCAUCGGCAGCCAAACUUCUUUCCUUCCAGAACUACUCUCAACCAUUUCCAAUUAUCACUUCCGUGGAGUUGGUUCCUGGGUGCCUGAAAAACAGCAUUGAUUCACACAUUAUUGAAAUGACUCCAUUUGAGUUUGGAUCAUGGGACAGUUUCUUGAAUGCUUUUAUGAACGUCAAGUAUUUGGGUACAAAACUUUUGAAUGGUGUGCCCAUGGAACAAGAUAAAACAAUUGGAAACAUGUCAGUUUGUACAUCGGGAUAUGAUACACUUGCAUUUCUUACUGCAACCUCGUCAGGUCUUUUCAACACCAUGUUUCGGUAUGUUUACAAGUUAUUACCCCAAUUGACCGAUGAACUGGUUCCCUAUUUGCAGCAAGUUCUUGAAAUCUUUGGGUUUUCCAAGAAACCCGAUUUAAACCAGAAUGCGUUUUCAGAAUACGCAAUUUACUCGCCUAAUCCAUUUCUAGGAUAUCAUAACAAGGAGCUUUUUGGAAGAUCAGUCGAGAAUACAACAUCCUUGUUAUUGGCAGAUGGUGGUGAAGAUGGUCAGAAUAUCCCCUUCAGUCCUUUCCUUGUUCCAGGAAGGCAAGUGGAUGCUAUUUUAGCGUUUGACAUGGGAUCUGAGGUUUAUAAUCGACCCAACGGAUCAUCCUUGCGUGCUUCAGCUAAUCGAUACCAUGCCAAUGAAUCCCAGCUUCGUAUCCCACUAUUCCAGGAUCCGGAUGGAGUUAUAAGAAAGGUGUUUCCAGAGAUACCCAAAAAUGUCGAGAGCUAUUUCUCAAGUUCGUCACACGAAAGGCCAGUAUUCUUUGGUUGUGAAAUGGAGGACUUCCCAAAGCAUUUAGGAGAUGUUCUGCAAGGCUUCAAGCUUCACAGUGGAUUCAUACCUCCGCUCAUAGUUUACCAAGCCAACCAUGACAUCAGCUUUCCCUCGAACACCUCCACAUUCAGAACUACCUACUCUCCAGAAGAGGCACAAGGCUUGUUCAGUAAUGGCUAUGACCUCGCUGUGAAUGCUGAAGACUCACAGUACAGAAGCUGUCUUUAUUGUGCAUUCAUGAAGAGAAAAAGAAAGCAUUUACCGGACUACUGCCAAGACUGUUUUGAGAAAUAUUGCUACAAGGCAGAAUCCUCAACGCACUGA
Messenger RNA from Candidozyma haemuli, 1680 nucleotides. RefSeq names its product putative carboxylic ester hydrolase (gene SPO1). The record is from RefSeq and is a predicted model, not a curated record. Gene Ontology annotation, molecular function: A2-type glycerophospholipase activity. Gene Ontology annotation, cellular component: cytosol; plasma membrane; extracellular region. NCBI's taxonomy places the organism in Eukaryota, Fungi, Ascomycota, Pichiomycetes, Serinales, Metschnikowiaceae. Bases 1 to 1680 code for a protein of 559 amino acids. The transcript has a single exon. Gene Ontology annotation, biological process: glycerophospholipid catabolic process.